Molecule: messenger RNA, 3892 nt
Organism: Daphnia pulex (common water flea)
Lineage: Eukaryota; Metazoa; Arthropoda; Branchiopoda; Diplostraca; Daphniidae
Exons: 4
Coding region: 147-3557 (1136 amino acids)
Source: RefSeq, a predicted model, not a curated record
UGAUUUUAGGCUUUUAGCAUUAGCAGUCGUCCUUGAGGCUUGAAGCCUUGAACUGGCUUGAUAACGUUGCUCUUAUUCUCUCUACCUAUCUGACUUGACGAGUCACAUGGGAAGAGAUUUUAGACACUUUUAAAUUGUUAAGAGGAAUGGAGAAAAUUAAUCUUCCAACAUUGGGGCGUUCAGUUGCCCUUGGAGAUCUGUAUGAUUACUCUCGUGACAAAAUCAUCCCAAAUGGGUUUUCAUGUUCCAUAAAAUGCAAGGAAACAAACAUGAGCCAAAAUGGUCUAGUCAAGUCUUGUGUGAAGAUUCUUAUUGAUCCAUCAGAAGAAGAGAAAUGGGCACACCUAAAACUGAAAUCUCAUCUUCAAGCCAGCAUUUUGGCACAAUUGGUUCCAUCUGAAGAACUGUGGUGCUCCGAGUAUUUAUUUCAAAAACCUAGCUCAGAAAAUCUACAUGUGGCCUGUGUUACUGUUUUCCUGACUGCGUGCAUCCGCCAUGAGAUCUGUGACCCAACAGAUUUCAUUGGCAGCGUAAAGAUAAAGGAGGUCCAGUCACUUGAUAGACCCACCCAUGUUGUUUCAGAAAUAGUUCAUGGCUUUAAUGCUUUAUUUAACUUCGAGCUUCCAACUUCUUCAACUGAAGAGAAAAUCUACGCUGAAAAUCAGUUGUUUUUAUGGGCCAAGAAAACGUUCUCCAACCUGAAUGAUGAAAUUCACCUCGCAGAUCAAGAUUCAUCUGAUUUUUCUAUUCUGACGAAAUCAUCUUGGUAUCUCUGUACUGAUCUAAAAUGGGGUUGCUUUUCUCAAGACGACGACUUUUCCACUUGUCUCAGUGCUCUUCAGAAACUUCUUCGUUGCUGUGAUAAAGCUUGUUAUGUCCCAGUUAAAAUGUCUCUUUGCUCACUAGAAAGCUUGAAAGUUUAUGGACCACCGAAUCGCGAUUUAGAACCAGACUUGGUGUCGAAGCUUUUCUCGCUCAAGAGCAUUCUUCUGCAAGUUCAUUCACGGUGUCAAUUCCUUCUAAAAGACUCAUUCCUGCCUACGAUUCCUCAUCUAUCGUUUCGCCUUAAAGAAUUCCAGAAAUGCAUUCAAACCCUUAACAACUACAUUUCUUGCACCUCAUCUUCAACUUUGAUUGGAUAUAGAAGAUGUGGUAUUUCGAAAGAAAGCGUGAAGAAAGUUUGCCGCGAAAUCAUUUACAAUUUCUUUUUGGACGACGUGCUAAUGGAAUGGCUUGUCACUCGACAGCAAGAGCUAUUUCUUCUUAAAUCCCUGCUAGAAAACGUUGACAUCCCAUGGAAAGCUGAAGAACUGGUCAUCGGAGACAUCAAACCUGGACAACAUGCGAAAUCCUUUGUAUUCAAAACGAAGCUAAUUGACGAUCCUGUGAUAUCUAAAUUGAAGAAAAGCUUGUUUAUGGACGAAAGUGAAGAUCUUUGGACUACUUUUGAGAUUUUAGAAGCAAAUCAAAAAGAUGUGGAAACUUUUCGAACCAAACUCAAUUUGUUUUGUGAAAAUGCUCCAAAGAGUUACUGCUAUACAAUAUUGGUAGCCUCUAAUAACCUUGAAGAUGGAGCUAUUCAAGACUUUAAUCGGCCCUUUCUGUCGUCUUCGAAUCAACGUGACUUCAUUCCUUUAACAUCCCCGGCGAAAAGUAGAAGUUUACUUGGUAUCCCUCCGUUGUCUUUCCACGUUUCGCCGAAGCAGAUUGGAGCCAUUGCAAAAAAUCGAAGUUUAUCACUUUCUACUUACGAACACAACGACUGUGCUGAUGCGUCCAAGAUAAAAAACGUAAUCACACUUGAUGCUGAAACAAUCCAAGGAAACGAAAUAGGAUCUUUUGGUUACAUUGAUCCAAAGAAAUCGGCACUAAAUUUAGCUCAAGAAAUUGUCCGCGAUUGCCGGUGUCUAAAAGAAGGCGAUCCUGCUAUUUAUCUUCUGAAAGCCAACGAGAGGACUAGCCCCAAUCAAGAAUUUCGAUGGUUUGACAUUGGUAAACCCUCUAAAAAGAAAGAACGUGGUCACAAGGUUGUAGUCCUGUUGGGUGCUGCCGGUUGUGGUAAAAGUGCUGUCGUCAACGGAAUGAUAAAUUACAUCCUUGGUGUGGAAUGGAGUGAUCCAUUCCGCUUCUGCGUUGUUAAUGAAGCAAUUCAAAAUGAAAACCUCAGUCAGACAACUUCUGUCACUUCUUUUCACAUUCACUACAUGGAAGGGAUGAAGAUACCGUACGACUUUACUAUCAUCGAUACACCCGGUUAUGGCGACAUUCGAGGAUUAGAACGUGACCGGGAGGUCACUCGAAACAUUGGUCAAUUUCUCUCGCAUCCUGAGACGCUUGAAAAAUUCGAUUUUGUUAGUGCUGUUUGCUUCGUUGCAUCAUCGGCGGACUGCAGACUGACGCCCACACAGCAGUACAUUUUGGAGUCAGUUUCUAACAUCUUUGGAAGCGAUGUCCGCAAAAACUUGAGGUUGCUAGUAACCUUCUCCAAUGGCGUGAAACCUCCUGUUUUGCAGGCAAUUCGUGAAGCCUGCAUUUCUGGAUUUCGUGACGAGCAGGACGUCCCUAUCCCAUAUCACAAAUUCAACAACUCGGCCCUCUAUGCAACAAACGUUCCCAAUCUUGAUGAUGCUGAAGAUGCAAUGAAAUUUGAUCAACUCUUCUGGGACCUAGGUCGCUCGAAUUUCCAGUCUUUUUUUGAAAACCUAUCAGUAAUGCCCGACCACCAUUUGGAUGAAGUGGAACAGGAAGUUAACUCAAAAAUUCGCCUCAAGAAGUUACUACAUGAUAUUGAACUGCAAUUGGAUAUCGCCUUUUGCAACAUUGAAAACAUCGAAAAAUUCAAGCAGAUGGUGACUCAUUUUAGCAGUGAAUUCGAAAGUUACAGGAACUACGAAAUUGAAGUUGAAGAACCAGUUGUCAUUAAAAUCGCUUGCCGUGGAUCAAAGUGGGCUUAUAAUUGCCGAAAUUGUUCCUUUUCCUGCGAAAAAUCCUUUUCUUCCAAGGACCGAAAUAGAAUUGAAGAACAUCCUUCAUUUCCACGACCCUGCUGCAACAAAUUAUGUUUGUGCCCAGGAAAAAUGCACGGCUUCGACCAGUACGAGUUUCAGUGGGCGAAAGUGAAAGUCAAGAAAACACUUCAAGACAUGAAAGAAACUUACGAAAUCAAACAAGGUCGUAAAUUGUCGAUUGGAGAGCUGCUGGUGCAAUGUCAACACGAACUUUAUGAAGCCAAGUUGAAAGGGGUGUCGUUGUUAGAAGAAUCUUUGGGGGCCUCGGGCUUGAACUCCAAGACAACAAUUGUUUCCGAUUACGUCAAAACGUUGAAGAGCCUUGCCCGAAGCUCGUCCAGGAUUCAAACGUUCGACAAUCUACUUCAUUUAAUAGUGUCGCAAAAGGAUGUUCCGGAACUUGCUAGAGCGGAUUCUUUGACGAAUAACGGCCAUUCUUCAGUCGGCAGCGAACAUGAUGAAGUAAGUUCUCGUGACAGUUCAUUUCUAGAUGUUAAGAAAUGGGGUUUCCACUUGUUGCCGAAAAUGUUUUCCAAGUCCAAAUUUUAACUAAAAGCUGUUAAAAUAAUCAACAACUUUUUUUUUUAACUCGGAAGUUUAUUUUCAAAUCUCAUUUUCUCUAAACUGUAAAACCACAUCGUUAUUGGUUUUUGAGAAAAUACUCGAAUUUCAAGUUUUAAUUUUUUUAAAAUGUGUUCUCCAUUCUUAUAAUGUUAACCUUAUUUUCGGUAAACGGUAGAACCAAAUCGUUAUGGGUUUUGAGAAAAAUUCGGAAUUGAAGUUUCAUUUUUUUUUUACUACGUUCUUCAUUGUAAUAAUGUCCUAACCUUUACAUGUGUUUCCGUAACAUAUUGUAACCGAGAAAUAAACCGCUUUUAAUGGAA